This is a messenger RNA of Hypanus sabinus (Atlantic stingray), 3140 nucleotides long. RefSeq names its product probable G-protein coupled receptor 139. NCBI's taxonomy places the organism in Eukaryota, Metazoa, Chordata, Chondrichthyes, Myliobatiformes, Dasyatidae. Gene Ontology annotation, biological process: G protein-coupled receptor signaling pathway. Gene Ontology annotation, cellular component: membrane. The coding region runs from base 155 to 1201 and encodes 348 amino acids. Gene Ontology annotation, molecular function: G protein-coupled receptor activity. The transcript is spliced from 2 exons. The record is from RefSeq and is a predicted model, not a curated record.
ACAAUUAAUUCACUAAAUUAAUCACAGUGUUGCAACCAGAGAUUGAACUUGGCUGACGCAAUUCGAUUGUAAAUAAUUGUUUUUAAAUGUUUAUUUUUAAAUCUGUCGAAACCUGACCCCGUGGGGUCGCAAAAAGGCAUUAAAAACCCCAGGUAUGUGCAGCCUCGACAUUUCAUUCAGAGAGAUAUUCGGGCCAGAUCACUCGCCGGAGAAAAUGCCUGCAUUGUUGGACAGGUUCCAGCCCGUCAAUAAAAUAUUGAACGUGUUCAUUGUCCUCAUUGGAGUUCCUGUGAAUUUAGCAGCGAUUGUGAUCCUGUCCCGGGGAAAGUGCGGCCUCUCUACCUGCACCACUCGCUACCUGGUGGCCAUGGCAGCGGGGGAUCUGCUGACCGUAGUCAUAGAGGUUCUUUUGCGUCUUGUCGUAAAUCAUUACUUUCCGUGGAAUUUUCUCCAUGUUACCCCUGUGUGCAGGGUUACGGAGGUACUGAGAAUCGCAGCCGCAGACUGUUCUGUCUGGUUCACCGUCACCUUCACUUUUGAUCGGUUUGUCGCCAUCUGCUGUCAGAAGCUGAAAACAAAAUAUUGCACCGGGAAAACUGCGGCUGUGGUUCUCACAACAACCGGCGUGCUGUCCUUUCUGAGAAGCGUUCCCCGCUACUUCCUCUGGGAACCCGGACGGAUAAUCAACAAUGUGCCGUGGUUCUGUAGACUCACGGCCAAUACCUUCACUGACCUCGGGUGGGUUGUAUACGAUUGGCUCGGCAUCGUUUUAAAUCCGUUCAUCCCUUUCGUGGUGAUUCCACUGCUCAAUGCUCUGACGGUCAGGCACAUUGUUGUGGCCAGUCGUGUCCGGAAGGGGCUGAGGGGUCAGAGCAAGGGGGAGAACAGCAGAGACCCCGAGAUGGAGAGCCGGAGGAGAUCUGUGGUUUUACUCUUCACCCUCUCCGGCAGCUUCAUCCUCUUGUGGAUGACGUGGGUGUUAAAUUUCCUGUAUUAUGAGAUCAAAGGAAUUAGAUUCGUGUAUUUCAAUGACUCUGAAUGGAUCUUUCACCGCGUCGGAGUCUUGCUGAAGAAUUUCAGCUGCUGUACGAACACAUUUAUUUACGCGGUCACUCAGUCGAAAUUCCGGGAACAGGUGAUCAGCGCGGUGAAAUAUCCGGUCACCUCGGUGAUGCAGUUCAUUACUCAGGCCGCGCACUGAGCGGAGUCUGGAGGCGGCAGCAGUGUCUUCAGUCCGGGCUCCAGAUCCUCACAUUCACCAACUGAUCUCCCUUGUGUUAAUUCCGGGAUGUCCCAUUGACCGACAGCGCCUGACAUGAGGACUUGACUAGGAUAGCAGAACAAGGACAUUGAACUGGGAACUAGGAGCCUGGCCUUGGACUCCGAGACAGAGACUGGACAAGGACACAGAACCUGGGUCUUGACCCGGGUUCGGAUACUCGAACCAGGCGAGGCCAUGGCGUGGCUGCAGGAGGAGGAAAGGCACAGGGCGGGAAGAGAGACACCUGGACGUGACGAGUGAACUCCAGCACAGGACGAGGGAAUCCCAGCACCGGGCUGGGCAAGGUACUCCUGUGCUGGACGAUCACAAGGACAUGACGGGAACACAGAACACCGAGCCGGGACGCUUCCUUGGGUACAAGACGUAGGGCCAGGACUCAAAACACAGAACGCUGAAUACGACGAGACAGUUCCCAACGCUAGGUAGCGGCAAAACGGCCGGAUCUACCUCGCAAAGACGUGGACUCAGACAGAUAGUUCCAAACAGGGCCAAUCUCCAGACACAGGCAAGGCGAGGCGAGGCAUGGCUCCAGGCAGAGGCGAGGCGAGGCAAGACCCAAGGCAGAGGCGAGGCGAGGCGAAGCGAUGUGAGGCAAGGCAAGUCAAGGCUCCAGGCGAGGCGAGGCGAGACAAGUCACGGCAAAGCUAGACUCGGCUCCAGGAGGAAGGUGAACGGAAGGGAUACAGUCAGGGGUCGGGGUGGGAGGUAUUUGGACAGGAAGAAUCCAGCAGCCAGAGGCUGAAUUCCUGAAGCUAUUUAUGAAGCCAGCCCAAACAAGAAUCAGCUGCUUCAAAGGAAACUGAGGAAACCCGGGAAACCUGGAAUAAGGAGCUUGAACAGGACGUGAACUGGAAUGCAGAUUUCACGGACCGGACCAUGACACCUGCCUUAAUUGUAGUUUUUACCCACAGUCAAUGCGGGGCUGGAGAUGGGGAUGGUGGAUAAUUCACAUGUAUUUUCGUAGUUUUGCAGUCGGGACUUAGGGCACCGUGUGGUUGUCGUGGUGGGUCUGAAUUCUGCGAUGAAUUCUGCAGUCAACGCAGGCUGGUAGGAUUUUGCGAGUAAAACAUGUCCGUGACCUUUUAAUUUAUAACAAAAGUCGGAGUCCUUUACUGUGAUUCCAAACAAACCAAAACCAGUCGGUCUACACUUUCGUCAUUAGGUCAGGCACCGCCUCGUAAAGUGAACACAACAAUUCUGUGAUGGAUUUUGUGAAUGAUGUCGAUCAUUUCCUCUUAUGAACAGCUUGUGUCAUUUGCCUCAGUUUACUUUGCCCCACAAAUGUUCCGUGUCAGUGGGACUUGUUGCGAUGGAGAGGACAAUCAUUGUUACACCACAGUCAUAUUUUAGGAUUAGAGCCCAGUCUCCUCCUGACUCGAGUCCUCCCGUCCCGGCAACAAAAAUCCUGAAUCCUUACCGCGCCCGUCUCGGUUAAUUCCGUCCUUUCUGAGGCGGGCGACCAGAGAUUCACUCGGUUCUCCAGCUGUGGUCUCACCAAACCGGAAAGGGGCAGAACGGGAACAGGCCUUUCCGAUCACUGCGUGUCUGAACCAAUUGAACUGGUAAUUUCAUGCCGAGCUGAACCAAUCCCGCCUGCCCACAUAAGGUCCACAUCACUCCAUUUCCCUCAUAUUGAUGUGGAUUCCAAUACCCUCCAUCGCCUCCCCCACUACCAUCGCUCCUGCAAUUCAUUCCGGACACUCACCACUAUGAGUGUGAAAAAAGAAUUGCAACGCAUUAUGGGUCAGGUUUAACUUUACUGUGCUGUGCAGGUUGUUUGUUCUUUUUUUCCGCAUCAGUCUCGGGAAAAGAUACAAAAUGACACUAAAAUAAACAAAUAAAUAAAUAAAAUGUGAGA